This is a messenger RNA of Lentinula edodes (shiitake mushroom), 1515 nucleotides long. RefSeq lists its product as uncharacterized. The record is from RefSeq and is a predicted model, not a curated record. The transcript has 3 exons. Gene Ontology annotation, cellular component: mitochondrion. The coding region runs from base 193 to 1197 and encodes 334 amino acids. Lineage: Eukaryota; Fungi; Basidiomycota; Agaricomycetes; Agaricales; Omphalotaceae.
CUUCACGCCGGGGACGCAGGUGGGCGCUAAAAGCGACGACUUCGUUACCUCCUGCAUAUUACAAAACAACUGGUACAGUGACACCACUGUACUUAACAGCUCAGUAGAUCUAAGUGAUGGGAAAAAUUCGUCAGUUGUCUUAAGAACAACGCGUUUUCCAACCUGUUUCCCUGUUUCCAACAUUGCAUUCCCAUGACUUUGGCAUCGAGAGUCUACCUUCCUUCCUCCAAGACGUCCAAAUUACCAGUGCUGCAAACUGGUGCUGGUGUCAUAAAGCGCAGAAAUAGUGCCAAAUUUUGUUCAACAGGUUGCCUCUCCCUGUAUCGAUCACAUUCUAAAAAAGAAUUCUCCAACACCCCGCCCCUUCCAUAUACACUAUUUGGGACUCGCUCAUACACUGGAAAUUUUGCGUCUACCUCAGAGAUCCAAUCUACGGUCUUUCGCGGGACAUCUUUCGAGAAUCGGUGCUUGCACCUUCUGGAGGCCCAUUUGGGCAUGGUCCUACGGAGGGUAGGCGGUAAGGAAGAUGGAGGCGUGGACUUAAAUGGCUGGUGGUGGCUUCCACAUGGGGCAAAGGAUACAGACAGUACUCUACAAUUGGCAAGCUCAAACACGAAUGACGAUGUACAAUCAAGCGCUUAUCCAUUCAAACGCAUCCGGAUUAUUGCCCAGUGCAAAGCCGAAAAGAAAAAGAUAGGGCCCAAGUAUGUGAGGGAGUUGGAAGGCGUUGUUUGGAGGUAUAUGGCGUUGGAAAAAGAUCAUGAUUCAGGGAAUAUUUCAAAAGAAUCCACUCCUGUUGUAGCCGUCUUUCUCUCUGAAUCACCUUUCACAAAAUCCACCAUUCUGCGUGCGAUGAGCUCACAGGUGCCAUUCUUAUUGGUGUACGUUCCUCCGUUGGCCGAUAGUACACACAAGUUCGAAGAAACUGAUUCCAGCUCCGCUUCAUCUCCUGGCUCAUGCAUCUACAAUCCAGCCCUUGGAGCCUCCGGAGGACUGUUCAAGGGCGAAAUGGAGAUUCGUUGGUGUUGGUCUUUACCGACUCCCACUCAUUUGCCAUCUCACUCAAAGCCUGCUAUCCACAGAGGAAGCCAUGGUGCUCCGGCAUUGUUUUUUCGAGGAAAGAGACUACGAGGAUGGGUACCUCCGGGUGUACAUGAGCGUCGCGAAGAAGUUGGAAACUCAUUUCAUGAUCCUUGAUAGGAGUCUGCGUCUGCAGCUGUAAAUCCUCCGGAUCGAACGAUGCAUGAAUCUUGGUUGAAGCUUGAGCGCUCGAAUCUUCGGGAUAGGCAAUGGUCCAAGGCUGCGUAGUACCAAGGGCUCGAGGCCUAGAGCAUCCUAUAGAAGUAUGAAUAUCAUAAUCAACACAGUAGUAUGUAGUACUUGGUACUCGCUCAGGAAAGAGAAAAAAUUCCGCUCAACAGAGUGGUGUCAAUCUGAGAAAUCACCAGAUUAUUGUAUGAAGGUCCUCAAAAUGAUUGCACCGAAUAAUGCAUAAUAGUAUAUGGCAUAUAGUAU